This is a messenger RNA of Aspergillus ibericus CBS 121593, 3751 nucleotides long. RefSeq names its product putative TGF beta receptor associated protein 1. The transcript has 3 exons. The record is from RefSeq and is a predicted model, not a curated record. Gene Ontology annotation, biological process: autophagy; endosomal vesicle fusion; vesicle-mediated transport. The coding region runs from base 69 to 3689 and encodes 1206 amino acids. Gene Ontology annotation, cellular component: fungal-type vacuole membrane; cytoplasm. NCBI's taxonomy places the organism in Eukaryota, Fungi, Ascomycota, Eurotiomycetes, Eurotiales, Aspergillaceae.
CUUCCUUCCCCUCACUCCCCGAAUCCUGUCAGGCACCACAUCUCACACGACACCGAGCUGGCCUCACCAUGGUGUCAGAAGAGGAGGGCGUCAGCCCGCGCAAACGCCGGAAGAUUGGCCCUCCCAAAGCAGCGCCUUACGUGUUUCGAACCCUCUUCGACCAAGUACCCUUGAAUGCCGACAAUGACGACGAUGAUGUCCAUAUUACCUGUGUUGAGUAUUGGAAUGACAACCUCUAUAUCGGUACCUCUGCCGCCGAGAUCCUGCAUUUCGUCUGCCUCCCGCCGGACCCCUCGGACCAGUCGAACGAGCCCUCAUUUAUCCUCGCAUCGAGACUCCCAAUACCUUUCUCUCAAACCCCGUCAGCGAAGCUACCCGGGAUACAGCAGAUUGUGCUACUUCCGACGGUGAACAAGGCCUGUGUCCUAUGCAAUGGAACAGCAACCUUCUACCUGUUGCCGGAACUCAGCCCGGCCUUCGGGAACACCAAGGUUAGCAGUUGUCGCUGGAUUGGGGGGCUGGAUUUGAACGCAGCGGAGGAGUUCGAGAACCCGGUAGUUAUGAUUGCGGCCUCGAACCGAAUUAUGCUGGUGAGAAUUGGCGAUGACGCUCGACGUAUAAGGAACAUCGAGUUUCCCGGGUGCCUGGUGGCGUCGCGACGAGGCCCAAUCGCCUGCGCUGCUGAUACGCAUACCUAUUCGCUACUGGAUGUGGAAAACCAGCAGAAGAUUCAAUUGUUCCCCGUCUCAUUCUCUAGCGAGACAUUCGAGUCGGGUCAGAUGGAAGCGAGAUCCCCGUCAUCACCGUUUGCAAGUUCGCCGGUGGCAGAGAGCCACACGCAUGACAGAACCACCGGUCCCAACAUGCUCGCUGGAAUGUUGCAGCCGAAAACCCAACCCCACCCGCACGAUAGAUCAAGCUCGGUCACCCCGGAGCUGUCUCCUGUUUCAGGGACGCCGAGACGGUCAAUCUCGAAAGACCGAGCAGGCAGCGCUUCCCCAAGAAUGUCUCCCGCACACCCGGCCCGCGACUCGCAGCCUAGUCCAGAUGAUCGAAAACCGCUUCCUGCCAUACCAAAGCAGCCGCCUACACAGUUGAAGCCUUACAUCCUGUCACCAACCCCGUCAGAGUUCCUGCUCGUUAGGGGGACCGAUGCGACCGAGCCCGGGGUUGGGAUGUUUGUCAACGUCGACGGCGAUGUGGUUCGCGGCACGAUAACUUUCCACAAGUAUCCGGAGUCGAUUGUGAUUGACAAGGGCGACGAAAACCACAUGAUACCAUCACCGGAGAACACGCAAGAGGAGCUUCUUCUUGCUGUCAUCCAGUCCGAAACAGAUGGCCAGCCACGCAAGUUCUUAGAAGUACAGCUCUGGGAUGUUGAUCCCGCGGAGGCAGAGGACCACAAAACCUGGGUAGAAAUACCGUGCGCCCAGCCCACCCCGGUUGGCCUAUGUCAUACACUCAGCCCGAGCAAGCUCGAAAUAUCCGAGCUAGGGAAUCUACUGCGCAUGGUUCGUCUGAAAACUCCGUCAUUGUCGCCCCAUGUGCCUACGCAUGACCCGAGAACGCAAGCCUCUAUCGAACACCUACAGAAGGAAAAGGAACUAUUCGAGGCCCAGGAGGUGACCGAUUUCGAAGGCUCGAAGAAAGGCGAGCACGGUUGGGAGGCGGAGCGAAACGCCGAAGAAGCAAGAUUUGCGCGUGAACUGGGCAAGACGCAGAGCAGCAUGGUGAUGUGGAACGGCAACCAGAUAUGGCGGGUGGUGAGAAACCCACUCACCACGCAGCUCAACGAUGCUCUGCAAGGUGCUCAAGAGGCCGGCACUGGCGACUCAAGGGUCUACAACAGGAAUGCGAUUGCCGAUGUCAUCCAGCUCGUGCAGACUACUGAGCCCAAGUCCGAGUCGGAAUUCCUGGGACUGAACUAUGUGAAGCAGAAAGCUAGUCUACUUCUUUUUGCCGACCUCGUCUUCAUGGACCCGGCUGCGCGAAAGCCUACGAUUAUCGACGACACGGAACGAGCGCUCAUCGUUGGAAACCUGGACCCCCGGAUUGCCUUGCUGCUAGUCCCUCUCCUGCGACGCGAGGUUCUCCAGGGCCCGCAGGGAAUCUGGGUCCAUGCCGGUCUGGCUGCGAUCACAGAGACCUACGUGCAGCAGCUCGAGAAGACGACAAAGAGUGGGACUUCUGACAGCACAGUGUUGGACAUGCUCAAGCGAUUCCUUUUCUCCUGGCAGCAAAAGAGGGGAUAUGGCAGUAUCACGGAUGAAACGUAUGUGUUUGACAGCGUUGAUGCAGCUCUCCUGCACCUGAUUCUGGAGCAAGACGCACAGAUGUCAGCUGAACAGCGCUCGCACUCGCCAGUCCGCGCGGAACUGAACCGCCUAGUGGACAACUGGAAGGGCAACUUUGACCGAGCAGUGGCGCUGCUAGAAAGCUACCGACGCCUUUUCGUGCUCAGUCGACUGUACCAGAGCCAGAAGAUGUCUCGAAACGUCCUCAAGACCUGGCGACGCAUCAUCGAAGGCGAGGAAGACCGCGGCGGCGAGGUUACCACCGGUGGAACGGAGGCGCAGAUGCGCCGGUACCUCGUCAAGAUCAAGGACGUGCAGCUAGUCGAGGAAUACGGAGCAUGGCUGGCCCAGCGCAAUCCCUCCCUGGGUAUACAGGUGUUCUCCGACGGCACGAGCCGAGUCAAGCUGGAGACCCCGGACGUUGUCCGCUUGCUCAAAGAACACGCGCCCAACGCCGUGCAGGUGUACUUGGAACACCUCGUCUUUGUCCGAAACUACACUCAAUACGCGGACGACCUACUCUCCUACUACCUCGACACCGUGCUCUCCGUCCUCGAGUCCUCCCCGGAGGCCCGUGCCUCACUCGCCGAAUCCUACUCGACCUAUCGCGCCCUACAACCCCCGAAACCGACCUACAUGAACUUCAUCACCGAGAACACCCCAGCCGAGCCAUGGUGGCAAUCCCGACUCCGACUCCUCCAGCUCCUCGGCGGCGGCAGCGGCGGCCACUUCUCAUCCCUCCCAUCCCGCAACCUGACCUACUCCAUCCCAGCGGUGCUCGCGCGCAUCGAGCCAUUUCAAAACGAGCUCGUAUCCGAGUCCGUGAUCCUCGACGGCCUGCAGGGUCGUCACCGCGAGGCGCUCCACCUGCUGACGCACGGGCUGGGCGAUUACGACUCGGCAGUGCGGUACUGCCUCUUCGGCGGACCGCGCAGCACCAGCUCGACGGGGGCGUUGGCCGAGUUCGCGGACCGGACACUGCAGUCGGAGCUGUUUCGCUACCUGCUCGACGAGUUCUUGCACAUCCAGGAUCCGUCCGAGCGGAUCGAGCGGACAAGCGACCUGCUGGGUCGGUUCGGGGCGUGGUUCGAUGUGGGCGAGGUGUUGCGCGUCGUGCCGGAUGACUGGAGUGUGGAUAUCCUGAGUGGGUUCCUCGAGCAUGUCUUCCGGGUGCUGAUCUCGGAGGGUCGCGAGGUGCGCAUCGAGCGGGCGCUCAGUGCCGGGCUGAACCUGCGGAUCGGGACGGAGUAUAUUGCCGGGGUGGAGAAGGCUGGGGGGUGGGUGGAGGACGAAGGAGGGUUACGCCGACUGAAGGACGGUGCUGUCCAGGCAGAGGAAGGGAAAGACCUGGGGAGUGACUUUGGAGACAUGGUGGGAGCGGAUGCUGCCCCCUGAUGUGGAUUAUGAAUGAUGUAUAUACAACCACCGCAUUCUAAUGGACGAAUGAUACCAAGAAG